Scheffersomyces amazonensis is the source of this 429-nucleotide messenger RNA. RefSeq lists its product as uncharacterized. Lineage: Eukaryota; Fungi; Ascomycota; Pichiomycetes; Serinales; Debaryomycetaceae. The transcript has a single exon. Gene Ontology annotation, molecular function: ATP binding; protein kinase activity. Gene Ontology annotation, biological process: protein phosphorylation. The record is from RefSeq and is a predicted model, not a curated record. Bases 1 to 429 code for a protein of 142 amino acids.
AUGUACUCUGGCGAUGACAAGAAUACCAUCUAUAAAAAAGCAGAAGAUCAACUUAACAAAAUGCAUGCAAAAAAUGUAAUUCAUAAAGACUUGCAUAGCGCUAAUAUACUUAUUGACAACAAUAAGAAUGUUAAAUUCAUUGACUUUGGUCUACUGAGUCUGCCAUUAGAAAGAUAUGAAUGGAUCAAGAAACGAAAAGAGGAUAUUAAACAUAUAAUUAAUAGGAUUAAAAGAAAAUCAAGAGUUUGGCGAUUAAAACCCACAGGUGAUGAAAUCAAGGAGCAUAGAAAAAUGCUAAAAGAAGAAGAUCAUUUACAACUAAACGACGCCUUUAAAACGAAUCCUCCACCAGCUAAAAAUGAUAUACAAUCAAAAUUGAUGAGCAAAGACUUCAAGGACUUAAAAAAAAUAAUGUUCAGUGAUAUUUGA